CCCAGAAGCAUCAGCAAGGUGAGAAGAGAUCCAACAUGGCGGCUGAUGCUAAAGUUUUCUUUUAUUUAUUUUUCUUGGCUUUAUCAUGCGGAGUUUUUAGUCGAGAAAGAGAUCCUUUAGAAAGAGUAUUCAAGAAAGGGCACACUAACAAUUGGGCUGUUCUAGUUUGCACGUCAAGAUUUUGGUUCAACUAUCGCCAUGUUGCUAACGUGCUGUCUGUGUAUAGAAGUGUUAAAAGGCUCGGGAUUCCAGACAGUCAUAUAAUUUUGAUGACGGCUGAUGAUAUGGCUUGCAAUGCACGCAACCCCCAACCUGGGACUGUGUAUAAUAACGUGAACCAGCAUAUAAAUCUCUAUGGCGAUGAUGUAGAAGUUGACUACAGAGGGUAUGAUGUCACUGUGGAGAACUUUAUCCGAGUUUUAACAGGCCGACUACCAGACAGUGCCCCAAGGUCCAAAAGGCUGCUAUCAGACGAGAGAAGCAACAUCUUGGUAUAUAUGACAGGUCACGGUGGGGAUGGUUUCCUCAAAUUCCAGGAUGCUGAAGAAGUUACAAGUGUUGAGUUGGCAGAUGCCUUUGAGCAGAUGUGGCAGAAGCAAAGGUACCAUGAGUUAUUUCUGAUGGUGGAUACUUGUCAAGCAUACUCUAUGGCCUCACGGCUCUACUCUCCCAACCUCCUAGCAGUUGGGAGUAGCCUUGUUGGCGAGGAUUCACUCUCGCACCAUGACGACCCCUCCAUUGGUGUACAUGUGAUUGACAGGUACACAUACUACGUCCUUCAGUUCCUAGAAAAAGUCCGCCCCGACAGUGAAGCCACUAUAGGGGACCUGUUCCGCUACACCAAGCCAUCUCUGGUAAUCUCCACUCCAAGAGCACGAACUGAUCUAUUCACCAGGAAUGUGGAUAAGACUCUGGUGACAGACUUCUUCGGCAGUGUCCAUAAUGUUGAACUGACAAAUAUCUCAUCGAAUGUUGAGCCUGCACACGAUCAAACAGACAGCAUAAAGAAGACUUCUUUACCUCAAGAGAAGCCAUUCAUCCCGCCAAAACAGGUUGCUGAGCGGCUAGAGGGUUGGGCUAUAACGCGGGAAUUCCUUGUCACGCUAGUAGCGUUUGUGUUAACUGUCACGGUGCUUAGUCUGCUGUGAUGUGCUAGAUGUCAGGUAAUGAGCAUUACUGGUGGUGUAACGAAUGUCUCAGGAUGGAGUGACAUACAAAACACUUGUAGCGGACUCUUUCUGAAUGUUCCGCGGCCGAACUUUGAAAGUCCUGAUUAUGGGUAAGAUGGAUGGAUGGAGUGUAACGCAACAAAUAUGGACAAACAUAGUGUUGCCAUGUGUUUUGUGACCGGAAGUGUGUCACUCGUGGAUUGAGUGUAACACAACUGAUCAAAUGUUGUCAUGAAAGUUCAAAUGCCAAUCAAGUAUGUCACUUAUGGACGGACUGUAACGCAACAGAUAGACAAUCAAAGUGUUGCCAUGUGUUGUGUGACCGGAAGUGUGUCACGCAUGAUCGGAGUGUAACGCAACAGAUAGACGAUCGUAGUGUUGCCAUGUGUUGUGUGACCGGAAGUGUGUCACGCAUAAGUGCACUCGGCUGGCGGAAACCAGUUUCAUUGACGUCCA
Nematostella vectensis (starlet sea anemone) is the source of this 1625-nucleotide messenger RNA. Its product is annotated as GPI-anchor transamidase. The record is from RefSeq and is a predicted model, not a curated record. The transcript has 13 exons. NCBI's taxonomy places the organism in Eukaryota, Metazoa, Cnidaria, Anthozoa, Actiniaria, Edwardsiidae. Bases 36 to 1148 code for a protein of 370 amino acids. Gene Ontology annotation, molecular function: GPI-anchor transamidase activity. Gene Ontology annotation, biological process: proteolysis; attachment of GPI anchor to protein; protein localization to cell surface. Gene Ontology annotation, cellular component: GPI-anchor transamidase complex.